AUGAACUGCCAGCACAUUUCUCGAUCUUUGACACAUGUGUACUCUCUCUUGCCUUGGACUUGGAGUGCCAGACCACUGCCAGACCACACCUCCAAGGAUUUGGUCCUGGUGCCAGUUUCUGCAGCCUCUGAUCUGGUCACGAAGGGCUGGUACACAUCGAACUUCCGUCAGAUUCGUGAGCUGGUACAGGAUCCGGAGUAUCAGUCUGCGGAAGUUGACCCCGAUGAGCCAGUCCUUGAGGUAGUUGUCGGCGAUGCGAACAUGAAGGUCGCUGCUGCUUCAACACCGACGUUUGUGAGGAUCUUCAUGGAUGGUGAGAAUGUGGGAGAGACCUCUCUUCAGAAGAGGCGUCCCUACAACAUGCCAGUCUGGAACGAACGAUUCUUGCUAUUGCCCCGCGGUGCAUUCUCCACAAGAUUCGAGGUUGUCGACACAUGGGACCGUGUGCUGGGCCACUGCACCAUCGGCACGCAGAGCCUGUGGCGUGCAGCGGGACAUUCCGGACAGGUCUCUGUGGAGCUGCCGCUGCAGUUGGAGAAAGGCCUGAAUGGCAAGAUCUGGGUCCACUCGCGGCCCUGGGAUGGCCUCCCUCUGCCCGAGAGGCCCUGGUGGCCUCGAGCACAGGAGCUGCAUGAGGACACAUGGUCACCAUCUCGUCUGGCGCAGGAUGAAGGCCCUGAAGAUGACAUUGUUGGCAACUUGCAGCCUGAGGACUUCGGCAAAAGCCGAGCCAAGGUCCUCAGCGAUGAUGUUUUUUCCAGGAUAGACAAGGAUCGAAUCACACGCGCAGACUUCGAAGCGGCCCUGAGGAGUGGUACGUCUCAACCAAGGCAAGGCGCAGCCCCACAGACGCAGGCGGCGCAGGGCUCAAACAUCAUCUGGCCCCAACCAGUGAAGCCAUCGGCACAAAUCAGCGCUCCGCAGAUGUCUAUGCCCGGGUCACCUCAGGUUUAUCUGGAGGCACCGGGCCAGCCAUCCUCGAGAGGAGUCCUGUCUCAGUUUGCCGCCACGAUGCCUCCGCUACCUGUGGGAGGGUCCCCGUCCAACGCGUCGCUGGCACAGUUUGCCCGGUCGAUGCCCCCCCAGCCGGUAAAGCCUGAGGCAGACGGGACCUCAAAGACAGCUCCCGCUGCGAAUUUGACUGAUUUGUUCUCGAAGAUUGACAAGGAUGGCAGCGGCAGCAUCACCCGCGCGGAGUUCGAGCGCGCUAUCCGGCAGGGUGAGCUCAAGACGUCCAUCGCUCCUGGCCAGGUGCAGGCCUCGCAGCAGAGCGUCUCUCUUCCGCUAGGCCGGUCGGUGGAGGGCCCCAAGGUUGCUUCACCACAGCGUCCGGCGACCACGGCUUUGUCGGCGAUUCCUUCAAGCCCGAGGUCUCAGAAGACCAAUUCGCAGCCCUCGACGCCCAAGAAGCCCGCGCAGCCUUCAAUGGCUUCCAUGCCACCGCGCCUUCAGGCUGCAGGCUUCCACUUUUGA
Messenger RNA from Symbiodinium natans, 1473 nucleotides. The record is from the annotation of a GenBank genome assembly. NCBI's taxonomy places the organism in Eukaryota, Dinophyceae, Suessiales, Symbiodiniaceae.